Molecule: messenger RNA, 1506 nt
Organism: Mercenaria mercenaria
Lineage: Eukaryota; Metazoa; Mollusca; Bivalvia; Venerida; Veneridae
Exons: 4
Coding region: 26-682 (218 amino acids)
Biological process (GO): signal transduction
Molecular function (GO): protein binding
Source: RefSeq, a predicted model, not a curated record
UGAGAGUAGACAGAAUAGAUUUUCAAUGACACAAGACUGGAAUCGAACAGAAACGACUGAAGUUAGUAUCUGUGUGGAGGAACUUCACGGGAAAAAACAUGUGUUUGACGGAGUAGCACCUUCUGAUUCCGCUGAAACACUGAUGUCCAAAAUUGAACGAAAAACUAAGGUUCCCAAACAUGAAUUUGUUUUAUUCUGUAAUGGGAGAAUAGUUGAAGAAAAACAAACGUUAAAAGAUUAUGAUAUCUACACAUCAUCAAUCCUCCUUCUACGCCAGAAAAGGAAAGGGAAGGAAACAAGUGUAUCAUGUGACCUCCGGCAGAUUGUGUGGAACAAAUUUGAUCAUUACUACAAAAAGAUUCAAAAUCUGGUCAAUAAAUUUCCACAAUUCUUCGAAGACACAACUCGCAUGCUUUCCGAAAAGGACUUCAGUAGGAUAUCCAAAGCGAUUGGAGACGGCUGGCAGUCUCUAGGAAUGGAAUUAGGGUUAGAUAAAAUUAAACUAGAACAUAUUACAGCUAAUAACCAAACUUUGGAAAUGAAAAUUGUUGACAUGCUAACACAAUGGAGUCGUCAGAAACCGUCAGAGGCUAAAGCUGGAAAUCUUUAUAGUGCCAUUAAAAACUGCACCGAUUUGAGCUGUAACUUGGAAACAUUAAAGAGCAUUGUUCUUGGAGUUUGACCUUCAAUGACUAAAAUAUCAUCCUACUGUAUUGCAACCUGAACGAAAACACUUAUCAAACUUCCUAACUGGCCAUGCCCUACCUUCUGAUGAUAAUAUCUAUUACCAUCAUUUAACCGAAGAUAGAUGUAGAUUUGUAACAUCUUUAUGAGAGUUUAAAAAAUGUAUUGGCGUUCAAAGAAAAAGAAACGGACCAACAUUUUCAAAAAGUAUUUUUACCAUUUAUAGACCGGACAUCAAUCUACUAUUUGUGAGUUCAUAACAUUGUUCCAUCAGGGAAAUUAUAUAAAAGCAACACGUUUUCAAAUAUCUGAAUUUUCAAUGGAUUUGCUCUGUUACUCUUCAAAUUUCAGAUUGUCUACCUUUUAUAUGAAUUUCAUUUGACACCAAACACCAAAUAUUUCAACACAAAUGGUACCAGCUUCUUCAUAUUUGCGCAAUCUGUCGAUUACUGUACUGACUACACUAGCUACAAGGGUAUAUUAUGUUAACCAUAAAUCAUUACUUCAAAGUAUUGGAAAUGACUGUGAAUCACUUUUUCACAGAUAAAUUUAAAUUUAUCUGAAGAAAAGAAAUAUGUAUUCAUAAUUGAAUAUCCUAAACAAAAAUGUACCAAUGCCUAUAGAGAUGCUUAUUUACAGUUCGCAAACAAUUUUGAAAUUUUCAGGUCUUACAGUUACCUUGUUCAAAUGCCGGUAUCUAUAAAAUUUAUAAAAUAAAAACUUUAAGAUAAAUAUACAAUAAAUAUACAACGCUUCAAUUUGUUGAAAUCAGAGCUAUAUCUUUCAGUCCAGUAAUUUGACAGCAUACGUCCAAAAAAUUAC